This is a messenger RNA of Urocitellus parryii (Arctic ground squirrel), 1414 nucleotides long. The record is from RefSeq and is a predicted model, not a curated record. NCBI's taxonomy places the organism in Eukaryota, Metazoa, Chordata, Mammalia, Rodentia, Sciuridae.
AGCUAUAGGAACAAAACAGAACCAGAAGAUGAUGAUGUCAUAAGACAUAUUACUAGGCUAAGAGAAAAGCUUGGUUGGCAAACUGCCUUAUCACCAAAAGACUUUAAAUAUGAUAAUCCCCAAAUUGCAGUUCAGAAGAUUAUCCUAAAGGAGCCUUUAAAAGAUGAUGGGGAAUUUGUAUAUUGCAUUCCUCGGUAUAAUCCUAACGGCCUUUCCAAUCCAUAUGAUCCUCAAGUAGUCUCUACCCAUAGAGCUAAAAAAUGCAAAGAAUUUUGGAUUAUUACCGCUUCAUUUGUCUCAAAGGUUAUUAAAAUAAGUGACAGUACAGAAGACGUGGAGCUCACACCUGUUUUGGAAUGGCUAUCAGAAAGACAUUUUUACUAUUUAUUACAGCAAUUUAAGAUAUUUUCCAAAUUUCGAAUGAAUAAAGCUUUUGUUAUCUGGAAGUUGAAUGUUAAAAGAAUUAAGAUAGAGAAGAGCAAGACAUUUUUGUACCACAAUCUUUUUUGGGCUGAUGAGAUAUUUCAAAUCUGUUUGCUUUAUGUAAAAGGACUUUGUGAAGAUGCAAUUAAUCUCAAAAAUGAUAAUGAACACAAAGAUAAUACAUCUGCUAUAUGGCUUGUAAAGCUGGAUACUUCUCGAACAUAUUCUCUAGAUGAAUUUUGUGAAGAACAGUUUCAGCAAACUACUCAGGCACUGAAACAACUUGAAGAUAUUAGGGAUAAAGCAAUUUCAAAAGUGAAAMGUACAAUCUUAAAGGUUGCAGAAAAGAAAGAAAUUAAAGAAUAUUUUGAAUCAAAGUCAUUUGAAGGUGAAACAACACAUUUCAAGCUGUGUGCAUAUCGGCAUUUAUUGGAAACAGGUUACAGGUUUAUGAUGCUGAUUGACUGCAUACUUCAGGAACUCAUCCGUCAACUUAUGAAUAUUGCAGUCACACUACUUUUGGAAGAAUUUAAUGGUUCUGCUAGAAUGCCACUUUCAGCAGAAAAGAAGAAUGAAAAUCUCAUUGGAACAUUCAAGGACAACUUUUUUCCUGUUGGAAAGAUAACAAAUGAUUGCGAUGAACUGGUUAAUUCAAACUCGGAUAGUUUUUCUGUUCAAAACUCAGAAGUAAAAACAAACACUGAUAUUAAUGAGGUUUUGAAUGGCAUUAAAGUGGAGACGAAUCUGAGAAAAAUAUAUGCCCCAAUAUUUGAAGUAAAUCUACACUUGAGAACUCCUUCUGAGAGUUAUUCUCCAGAAAAUUCUCAAGAGAACUUUCCUGAGACUGACCAGGGCCCUGAAAAAUGUAUGACAUGUGAAGAAGAUGAAAUGUCAGAAAAUGAAUAUAAUGUCAAAAAUGACUUAAGUGAAGAACUGCUCCCAAAAGCCAAGGAACCACAAAUGUUUUCUUAUAACUUUGAAGACAUUUCAG